Molecule: messenger RNA, 960 nt
Organism: Trichoderma asperellum CBS 433.97
Lineage: Eukaryota; Fungi; Ascomycota; Sordariomycetes; Hypocreales; Hypocreaceae
Cellular component (GO): cytoplasm; mitochondrion
Molecular function (GO): NADP binding; 2-dehydropantoate 2-reductase activity
Source: RefSeq, a predicted model, not a curated record
AUGAAACUGGAGCAUGUAUCAGUGACGCCCAGGGCCAUCACCAGAGAAGACAAUUCACACAUCGACCAGCUGCUCGUAGCUGGACCAGGACACGGGGCGGUUGAGGCAUUGCGGGCAGUCAAGCAUCGUAUCAACAAAGACACAACUGUGUGUCUAAUGACGGAUGGCUUGGGCGUCCUCGAGGAGGUGAGGGCACGGAUUUUUCAAGGCACUGACGAGUCAUCGAAGCCGAGCUUCCUCCUCGGCCACAUGAGCCACCGAUUGGCGUUCAACCGGCGCCAUGACUCGGUCAAAGAGCUGCGGCACGGCGAGACGCAGCUGACAUGGAUGAAUUCCUCUCGAAUGACUCAAGAGGUGGAAAAGACGGAAACACGUAUGAAUUUUGUCCAGGCCCUGCAAGCAGUCGAGGAUCUUCGCUCAUCCCUUACGCCAUUUGACAAGUGGCUCCAUUUCAAACUCCCAUCAGUUAUCCUAGACUCCGUGGUGGAGCCUGUCUGCGUCCUAUUGGAGAUACCAUAUGCAGGACUCCUGCAGAAUCCCGCUGCCCAGCGGAUGAUGCACCGGCUACUCACAGAGAUUGUCUCGGUCGUAGACAACAUGCCGGAAGUCGAGGGAUCGGCCGCUAUCCGGGACUUUAUUCGUGGCAAUCGUAUCAGACAGCACAUCUAUAGCCGCAUCAUGGCGAGACGUGGCGCCUCGAGCAGCGAGCUAGCAAGACAGAUUCGGAACGGCCUGCCGACCGAUAUUGAUUAUCUGAAUGGCUUCUUCAUCCGGCGUGGCCAUCAACUAGGCCUGGACCUGCCCACCAAUGCUUUGAUAAGAGACAUGGUGAAAGCGAAGCACUCACUAGCCAUUGAGAAGCUCAACUCGUAUAUCCCUAUCGAGGAGACUUCAAUACCUAGCCACUUGUCGUUGCGGUAUCGGACUAUGCCCAAAUCAAGCAAUAGGAAGCUUGUAUAA